Messenger RNA from Dicentrarchus labrax (European seabass), 1765 nucleotides. RefSeq names its product dynein axonemal assembly factor 11 (gene dnaaf11). The record is from RefSeq and is a predicted model, not a curated record. The transcript has 12 exons. Lineage: Eukaryota; Metazoa; Chordata; Actinopteri; Moronidae. Gene Ontology annotation, molecular function: protein binding. Gene Ontology annotation, cellular component: cytoplasm. Bases 57 to 1469 code for a protein of 470 amino acids. Gene Ontology annotation, biological process: outer dynein arm assembly.
GCUCUUGAACGCAGCAGCAGGUCUGUUACCACGGCAACGGCUGACAACAGAGGAAGAUGGUUUACAUAACAGAGGAGCUGUUGCGUCGUCGGGCCGAGCACAAUGAGUGUGAGAUCUUCUCCCUGGAGGAGGUCUCUCUGCACCAACAGGACCUGGAGAGGAUCGAGCACAUCGACAGGUGGUGCAGAGAGCUGAAGAUCCUCUACCUGCAGAACAACCUCAUCCCCCGCAUAGAGAACGUGGGUCGCCUGAAGAAGCUGGAGUAUUUGAAUCUGGCCUUGAACAACAUUGAAGUCAUUGAAAACCUUGAAGGCUGUGAGAGCCUCCAGAAGUUGGACCUGACUGUGAACUUUGUCGGCCGUCUGAGCAGCGUAGAGUCUCUGAGACUGAACACCGAGCUCACGGAGCUGUUCCUGGUGGGGAACCCGUGCACCGAGUUCGAGGGCUACCGGCAGUAUGUGGUCGCCUCUCUGCCCCAGCUCAAGUGGCUGGACGGGUCGGAGAUCAGCCGGUCGGAGAGGAUCCGAGCCUCUCAGGGACUGGAGGAGGUCAGGAGGCGAGUCCGGGAGCAGGAGGAGGAAUACCUGAGGAGGAGAGCCAGGGAGAAAGAGGAGGCAGCAGGAGAGGAGAAAGGAAGCGAGGGGAGGAAACCAGGCAGCGACUGGUACACUGACACCAACACAGCUCCGUUGGAAGAGGAGAAUAAGGAGAACCAGGAGGUGGAGGAGAACCAGGAGGUGAAGGAGGACACGGUGGCGAGCUCUGACCUGGAGGACGAGCGGCGUGAGAGGGAGUUCUGGAACACGCCGUGUUCGUUCAGCCCCGAGUCUCGUCUGGAGGCUCACCGCCACCUGGAGGAGAAGAAGAGGGCCAAAGAGAAGGAGAAAGAGAAGAAGCCGAAGGCCCCGAGGACGCUGAUCACGGCCGAUGGACGAGUCAUGAACGCCAACGAGCCGAGGCUGGAUUUUUCUCUGACCGAAGACGAAGAAAACAACACCAUUGUCUUAGACCUGGCAGUUUACAGACACAUGGACACCUCCCUGAUAGACGUGGACGUUCAGCCGACGUACGCCAGAGUCAGCGUCAAAGGAAAGAUAUUUCAGAUGGUUCUGCCGGCCGAAGUGAAGCCCGACAGCUCGACAGCUCAGAGGUCCCAAACCACCGGACACCUGGUCCUCACCAUGCCCAGGGCUGAAGGUGAAAUCAAAGUGACAAAGACCGUCCAACGUCCACCCAGAGUGCGUCGAACCAGCUCAUCUGAGGACAGUAAAAGAAGAAAUACUGUUCCUGAGAGGUUGGAGGUGGACCCCAGUAAACGCACAACCAUUGACCUCGCCAACAUCGUACCACAUCGGAGCACCAAAGAAGGUCCUCUGGAAACAUCCAGGGUGGCUCCACCUUCCACAGCAGGUCACAGCAGCUUCUCUGAAGGGUUUGUGGACGACCCUGAUGUCCCCCCACUCAUUUAAGACUAAGGAAGGACCCAACCAUUCUCUAAGUCUUGCUUAUGAAGUGAUGUGUCCUGUAACCUUUCCUGCCUAAGACUGGGAAGCUUUGGCUGCUUGUUUUAAACAUUAUUAACCUCUUCAGACCAACAAUCAGUCAGAACUGAGUGACAAUCAACCAAGUCACUAAUGGCUGUAGAACUAAUGAGAAGUAGAAAUACUAAAACCAAUGAGGUUUUUGUAAUUAAUUGGACCUUUGGAAAACUUUGUGUUUCCUGUCACGGUUCACUACCACAAUCAAUAAACCUGCAAUCCACUGA